AUGUUUUGCAUGCGUCUAUUGAAUGCUGCACAUACUACCAAAUUGGAAGCAAUAAUAACGACGGCAAUGGAAACUACCAGAAGUUGUUGCUGGAGGCAAAACAACAAUCUCGAUGUAGGAAUGCGAAUAGUUAAAGCUCUUUGGUAUCGACAAGAGGAAUUUUCGUUUUCAGCCCUUAAGUUGCCUUAG
Messenger RNA from Clunio marinus, 189 nucleotides. The record is from the annotation of a GenBank genome assembly. NCBI's taxonomy places the organism in Eukaryota, Metazoa, Arthropoda, Insecta, Diptera, Chironomidae.